Messenger RNA from Lytechinus pictus (painted urchin), 2533 nucleotides. RefSeq lists its product as uncharacterized. Lineage: Eukaryota; Metazoa; Echinodermata; Echinoidea; Temnopleuroida; Toxopneustidae. The transcript has 4 exons. Bases 259 to 690 code for a protein of 143 amino acids. The record is from RefSeq and is a predicted model, not a curated record. Gene Ontology annotation, molecular function: calcium ion binding.
ACAUAGAGAUUUUGGAAAGCACCACAUCCAUAACUAAUUCUUUGGAACUGAAACAGUUGAGCCAGUACAACCGAGGAACAAAACUGAGACAGCCCUAUCGAACAGAAAGGCCUAUAUUGUUCUACAAUUUUCCGACUAUAGCCACCAAGAGUUUGGUAUCCUCCUGUCCGAUACAAAAUUUACCAAGACCUGUAGCUGGAGAUCUCCCACCUGCCUUAAAGAUAUCCCGGACUAGUUUGUGAGUAAGAAUAAGGAAACAUGUACCAUCAGACGAUUACGAACGCCUUUGCCUCUCUGAUUUUGGCGGCAACACUUCUUUCCACGAUGUUAUCUUCUCUGACCGAGGCAUGUGGUUCGAAAGGAAGCUCGGAUGUUACAACACCCAAGCCUCAAAGAGGUGGUAGACCUGGCGUACAAAGACUUCGGCGCGAGUUGGGCAUGGACUGGAAUGUCGAAACCAUAGCCACGUCGAACCCGGAGUCGAUUUUGACAGACGAGCUCGUUCACCUGCUUGAACAGGACAUUGACGACGAGGAGGUCACCGUCAUUGACUGGAUCAGCGAGGGACAUUCAGUUCGUGAUUUUUUGAAGCUUUUAAACAUCUUCGACAAGGAUGGCGAUGAUCGGAUAUCAAUAUCUGAGAUUGUCAACGUGAUCAAAGAACAAAGUAAACCGAUUACGCUUGUCUGAAACGACGAAACCGGAACUACUGUCCCGAUAUAUCGUCUGCUUCUCCCGGGAUCUCAGACGGUCACACCAACGAAACCGACUUCAGACCGAUCAAAGAUAUUACAUCAUUUCAAAUAGAAUAAUAUCGAUCGAUUUAUACAGUUUCGUUGGUGUGUCUGUAAGAUACAGCAGGCCUACCUGUUAAAUGAAAUACCACGCAAACACGAAGUAUUUUGAAAGAAUGGAUCCCAAAGAUUCUUGCACAACUCGUCGAAAAACCACGGAGUUUUGAUACAUCCAUGGGAGCACCUUGCACAAUCGUUAAACUAUAGAUAUUAAUAUUUAUCCAAUAUUUGAUGUAGAAGGAUAUUUGUUGGGUAGAAUAAAACCAAAUGCUCUGGAAACCUUUAGUAAUGAUAUAUGUGUAUGAAAGUUGACAUGAAAUUUACCCAACUAAUACAUGUUCCCAUUUGACACAAUAACGAGUAAAAUUUUACAAUUUGCUUUACUUUUAUAGUGGAUCAUUGAUUUUUGUCACCAGAACUACUAAAAAAUUAAUGAAUAUUUGAUAUUUUCUAUGUAAUAUUUUCUCACUCAUCGCUGAAAGAAUUGUAGUUAAAUUCGAAAAAAAAGAUCUUCAAAUCGCCGACUUAAGUAUAAUCAUUUCCGUUAUUGCAAGAAUUAAUUUUCACCCAAGUUUAUUUUCAUUUCAUCCGCUGUAGACAUUGCCUAGUGAAUAGAGACAGUCCAAUCCGAGUCGCUUUAUUGUCAAUUUGGUAAAAUACUAAUAUGGUUAGGCCUAUUUGUUUAUUCUUAAAAAAUAUUUUAUUUUUAAAGGAAAAAAUAUCCGGCCAUUUAAAUGUCUUUUAAAAAUAAAAUAACACCUUCGUAUUUUUUCUUAAAAUUCCCUUCUCUAAUACGGAGUAGACAAUCCUUUCUAAUUUGCUGCUUUUGAUUUAGCCCUACUUCAAUUAAAUCAUUUUCUUCAUAUGCAAUUACAAAUUUGAAUAUUUAUGCAUAACCCCGCCCCCAUCAUGUCACCAUGCAACUGCAUAUUAUUUAUAAUUCUUUGCAAGAAUGUAUAUCCGUUUGCUAUGUGACCUAUCUUUUUGACCUUUAUAAUCUAGAUUAUACAUAAAAUAAAAAUAAUCAAAUAUAUUUUCAAAAAUAUUUAAGUAUCAUUAUGCAUCCACUCACCGGAAUCCUUUAAACAAUUAUGUGACAACAAAAUAAUUUAUUUGCAUACCAUACACGUAUUAGGCCCCAGAGAAAAAUAAAAUCCUUAUCACUUGCUUAAAAAAACUUCCUCAUUUGUAUCAAAGUAUUCCUAUUCAUUCCAUGAGGACUUGCCACUCUUAGUCCUUUGAGAAGUAAAAUUAAUAUUUGGGAUAAAAUGUAUAUACUAAUUCACACGUUUGAUAUGAUUUUGUGAUCGUAUUGGUUCUCAACAUUUGCAUGCAUGCUAUAUUUUUGUCAAUUUCAAAUCCAAUCUCGAUGAAAUUCGUACUGUUCUACUUGUUUGAUAUUGCUUGAAACCGGUUCAUGUUUUUUAAUUGACUUGAUCUUUAAGAAGCCUAAAAUACUGAAAUAAAGACCCAUGCUAAUGGAGGAAAAGAACACAAAUAUAUAAAUAUGAAGGUGAUAUAAGCCUAUAAGCAAUGAUCAAUGAUACAUAUAACAGUCCUAUUAUUUUUUGUUUGUUGUAAAUGGUACUACGGAAAUGAUGUUUCUUGAUAUUUAUGUAUAUAUAUUUAUUGUAUUCAAUGUAAGCAACCUUAAUUGAAAUAUGAAAAUGCACGUUAAGUACAAAUUGGAAUAAUUAGAAUGAUGAUGAUUUUUUUAAUAAAAUUCUUCGAUAAAUCAA